UUCGCUUCAGCUAUAGCGGGAAGGACUUUCGCGGGGCGGUGAGCCUUUCGCAACACUCCACUCCUCCGGACCUGUGGCGCGCGGCAUCCUCGCUUCAAAUUCAGGGACUAGUUGUACUCGCCCAAUCACCGGCCUCUUGCUCGCCCCGUCCCUUCUCGCCGUCCAAUCCUAGGCCGGCUCUGAGUCCCCUCCCCGUGGCUCGUGCCGCGAACGGACGUAAACCUGAGGGCGCGCUGUACGGCCAGUCCGGGCGGCCUCGGGUGCGGGGGAUAUGCGCAGGCGCAUUUGCAGUGCCACCGGGACGUCCCCUCCCUCUGGACCUUUCCGGCCAACUCUCGGCUCCCGACCCUGGAGUCGCGGGCUUGAGUCUGUUUAGUAAAACAUGAGGUCCUUUUCAAGGCAGUCGUUUGGAGGACAGCUGUUUUUAUGAAAGUAUCUCCGUUUGCUGUUGCCAUUUUGAGGUCAUUCGACUGGAGUUUUUACUGUUCCAAAAAUCAAAAUUUUUCACCGAAUUUCAGUUUUGUGAUCAAAGUUUACGUGAGAUGGAAGAUUUUCGAGGUAUAGCUGAAGAGUCCUUUCCAAGCUUUUUAACCAAUUCAUUACUUGGUAAUAGUGAGAUUUUGGAAAAUGUCACUCUUUCUUCAAAUCUUGGCUUACCUGUCGCUGUUUCAACACUUGCUAGAAAUAGAUCCAUGACUGAUAACAGGUAUUCUGAUAUCCAGGCAUCUUAUUUAGCAGAAAGGAGGUUUUCAGUUCCAUCGGAGUCAUCUCCCAGUAGCCAGAGUGAAGCUGAAUCAAGAGAGAAGUUACACCUUAGCUUCCAGGAUGAUGAUUGUAUCUCUAAGAAAAAGAACCAUAUAGAAAGUCAGCAUUUGUCAGAUGCUGUUCUUGAAGAGUCUGAUUUGCAAAGAAAUAUAGCAAGAACAGAAGAGGAGCAAGCUAAAACUGCAGAAUCCUUUCAGAGCCAAAAUCAUUUUGAUAGGAUUUCACCACUGGAACAAGUGCAAGACUCGCCUAUUGAUUUUUGUUUACAAUCAUGGACGAAUAAUAAGGAGAACAAGAUUGUUGUUCCUCAUGCUGGAAAGAAAUUUGAAGACAAGAAUCCAAACAAUGACUUAAGCCACACUAGUUUAUUAGAAAAUGAGAAACUUAUGUCACUGACAAGCUUGGACGAUUCUUCUGAUGAUGAUAUUGAUGAUGAAGAGUUUUAUGAUGAACAUUUGGAGGCUUAUUUUGAGCAACUGGCUAUUCCAGGAAUGUUAUAUGAAGACCUAGAAGGACAAGAACGCCCAGAAAAAGAUUUUAAAUUACCUGCAAAUGAUCCAUUUCAGGCAAAUGAAAAUGGUAGUUUAAACUAUAAAUCUCAAUCAGAAAAUAACAGCUCUCUGACUUCCCAUGGCUCACACUCUUCAGGAAAUUCUGAAACAAUCCACAAAGAGUCUGAAGAAGGCCAUGUUGUUUGUGUGCCUGGGAUCAGUAAAUUUAUAGAUACUGGAGAUAGUAGAAGGCAUGUAGAUGGUGUGUUAUCAUUUUCUUCUAGUACUCAGAGAACUGAGCAAGAGAAAGAAAGGGCAGACAGUUUGAAGGGUAUUAUGUCACAUCAUGGCAGAGAGAGGGCAAGAGAAGAAGUUCCUGUGAAGACUAUCAGGGCUACUAAUGCGAAAUUUAACCCUGUUUAUUUUCAUGACACAAAUGCCAGUGAAGGUGAUUUUGAUGUAAUGGACCCUUUAAAGCUGGAGGCCAGGUCUCUUCAUCAAAAUAAGCACUUGGCAUCUGGUUCAAAAACAGUUUUACCUGUGGAUAGAUGUUUAGACACGGAGACUCCUAAAGUGUCCAUUCAAAAAUAUAUGGACAGAGCAUCUUUGAAGCCUGUUAGUGACAAUGAAAUUAAUUCCACUGAUACUCUUCAGUCACCAACAAGUGAAAGAAGGACAUGUGAAUGUUACAAGUCCACUGAAAAGAGUAAAGAGCAAAUAGAUCUGCCACAGAGUGUGGUCUAUCAAAAUGAAGAGGGCAGAUGGGUCACUGACCUUGCAUAUUAUACAUCUUUUAAUAAGGAACAAGUUUUAAAUAUGGCUCUAACUGAUGAGAUAAAUGAAGACUUCAGAUCUGGUUCUGAAGCAUUGGAUUUGAUUGCACAAGAUGAAGAGGAAUUUAAUAAAGAGCAUCAAUUUAUGCAGGAAGAAAAUAUAGAUGCCCAAAACACUUCAGCUGCACUAGGGGAUACGUCUUGGGGAACUUCAAUUAAUUACAGUUUGUUGAGGAAAUCACUUAGCACAUCAGAUUUGGACAAAGAUGAUGCCAGUUAUUUACGCCUGUCUUUAGGAGAGUUCUUUGCUCAAAGAUCUGAAGCUCUUGGUUGCCUUGGUGGUGGUUACAAUGUGAAAAGACCAUCAUUUGGUUAUUUUAUUAGAUCACCAGAGAAGAGAGAACCUGUUGCUCUCUUAAGAAAAUCUGAUGUAUCAAGAAGUAAUUUGGAAAAAGAAACGGCUCAUGUUAACCAUGAUGUAUUUUCAGGAGACCUAAAAGCACAGCUAAGUGAAGAAUCAGUUACACUUCAGGCUGAAGAACUGGAGAGUAUUUCACAAGUGGAUGAAAGUGAUGUGACAUUAACGGCCAGUAACAGCAAAAUAGAGGACACUUCCUUCAUGAGUAGCAAACCCCAAAGAUACAAAAGCAAGCCACUUACUGGUGGUGAUUCUGUACUUAGGAUAAGCACCAUUGCUUCAGCCAUUGCAGAUGCAUCAGUGAGUACUGAUCCUUCCCAACUUGCUGCCAUGAUCAAGGCACUUUCAAAUAAAACCAGAGAGAAGACUUUACAGGAAGACGAUAAACAAAAGGACUAUUCCAUUGUGUCUCAGUUUGUGCCUAAUGAUACAGAAAAAAGUAAUGGAUCCAGCAUGUUUGAUAUGGAGAAAUACCUUAAAAAAACAGAAGUUAGUAGGUGUGAAGGUGGGCUGGAAAACUUUUCAAGAGCUGGUGUGUCUGAUAUUUGGGAUUUAUCUUUACCAAAAGAACAGACUACACAAGAUAUCCAUACAGUGGACUUAGAUGCUGCUAAUAUAAGGGAACCAGAAAAAAAUACAGCAUGUACUUUUUAUGGUGGAAAUGGAGAGCACAAGAAUCAAGAAUCAUUUAGAGCAAGCUCUCCAAAUUCAAUUCUUACAAAUAGAGAAGAGAGUGAAAGUGCAAUAGUUGAUGUGAAGACAUACCCUAUUGGUAACAAAUUACCAGAUAUUGGCCAUCACAAAACAGCCACCUCAGUAUGCACUCCAAUACCUAAUAAUUAUUCAUUAGUAAAGAACCCCGGAGUAGCAUCCGUUUGGAUGUCAGAAGAGUGUGAAGAAAUACAAAAUAAUAGAGAAAAUCAGAGCCAAAAUGAGUAUCUUAGUGAAGGAAGCAACAGUGAAAAACAUGUGACUUUUGGAAAACAUUCCAUAAUUGCGCCUAAAAAUGUUGAUUUGAAAAAUCACUCUCCUGAGCAUGGUGAACACAGCUCAGAGGACGACCAGGAAAGCUUCAGACCUUCCUCCUCUCCACUGAGUCAUUCUUCUCCUAGUGAAAUAUCUGGAACAAGUUUAUCAGGGUGUGCUUCAGAGUCUUCUGGUUCAGCAGCUCAUCAGAAGCUUCCCUGUGAGAGUGAGUUGUCUCAGUUGGUGUGUCCACAAGCUAGUGUGAGUAGGCUGACUUAUGUGUCUGAACAAGAGAGCACCUGUCCCACUCUAGCCUCAGAUCAUUGCCUUGAGGACUGCAAGAGUGAUGUCACCAGUGAAUUGAGUACCACAAUUAUUCAAGCCAGUCCAGUUCCAUCAGAGGAACAGGCUGUGGAAAAACUGACAGAAAAAGGUUCAUUUCAAAGUAGAAGUAAAGGAGCACUAUCGUAUAUUAUCCAAAAAGACUCAGAUACAGGCAAUGUGGCAGAAACGACUUCUCUGAGUAGCAAACCUGAAGAUGCAAAACCUUACUUUAGGUUGAGUGAAGAUCUUUCCUCCAAGAGUGGAGAUCUAUCGGAAGCCAGUGCAGUCGGGUUGACCUCUCACCCCACUGAAUUGGACCAGAUGGGCCUGGCUCUACUGAGCAAGACAGGUCUCGCCCGCCCAGCCAUGUCAGCGAUGCCACACCUCCCUGUGUCACGUCAGGCUUCUGUGAAUGAAAGUGAAAGAGUAUCCUCUGAAGAUACGCUAACUGCCAGCAGUGCAGUAAGUAGCCAGAUUCCUCAUCGGAUGGCCCCUGGAAACGAGGGCGCCCCUAUUCCCAGCACCAUGGCUCGUGGCUCUGCUCCUGAGAUGCAGAACGUGCCCACUGCACUUCCUACACUCUUGACUCAACAUUCUUUUACCACGGCUCCCUUUGCCCAGCACUAUUUAGGAACACUGUCUUCAGCUGGAAAUGUUGUUUUGCCUCAGUGCCAUGCUGGCAGCGCCACUGUCUGUGGAUUUUCGGGAAGCUGUCCUUAUUCUGCUGUUGCAGGAGAGCAUGUUCAGAACUCUGUGGCCAUGGGAAUUUGUCUAGGGCAAAAUACCAGCUCUGGAUUGAUGGGUACCUCUUCCCUUUAUAACCCAUAUUCUAAUGCCUUAAAUCAGAAUCUUCUAAGUACAGCAAAACCUUUUCCCGUGCAGUCCAUUGGUACAAACUGUGGAAUUGAACCAUGGGAUUCAGGAAUGCCGUCAGGAUUUGGGAAAGUCAGAGUACCUGAGGAGUUGAAGUUUCCUCAUGCUUGCUGUGUUGGCAUUGCUUCCCAGACCCACCUUAGUGUACUUAACCCAACUGACCGCUGGCUACAGGUCAGCAUUGGGGUUCUCACUGUUAGUGUUAAUGGUGAAAAGGUGGAUCUUUCAGCAUAUCCUUGUUUAGUUUUCAAGAAUAAAGUCAUCAUAAGACCUCAUGCCACAGAAGAGAUAAAAGUACUUUUCAUACCAUCUGAUCCUGGGAUUUUCAGAUGUAUAUUCAGUGUUGCUUGUUGGCCAUUUUCAGCAGAUGCUGAGACCAUAGCACAAGCAGAAGCCUUGGCAAGCAGAGUCGUUCUCACAGCUGUUGCUGAGACGCCUGUGAUUGAGGUAGAAACAGAAAAAAAAGAUGUUCUUGAUUUUGGUGACUUGACUUAUGGAGGCUGGAAAGCUUUGCCAUUAAAAUUGAUAAACAAGACUCAUGCCACUGUGCCAAUCAGACUUGUUAUUAAUGCUAAUGCCAUAGCCUGGCGCUGCUUCACAUUUUCCAAGGCACCCAUCCAUGCUUCUUUGAAAGCAGCUCCGUAUGCUGACAUGAUUGCUCAGCUGGCAGCUCCUUCUGUGGUCAACCACAUGAUGCCUGCCAGUUAUGACGGACAGGAUCCAGAAUUUCUGAUAAUUUGGGUUCUUUUCCAUAGUCCAAAGAAACGGAUCACUUCUUCAGAGAUUUUAGGCUCAGCAGAAGAGUUCUUGGCAAGAGUCGAUAUAGAAGUUGAUAGCCCAAACCCUACCCCAGUCAUUAAAAGUAUUGGUCUUCAAGCAAGAACAGGAAUAGCUAGGAUACAUGCUCCAAAAGACUUACAGACUAUGCACCUGUUUGCCAGUUUGGCUUCCUCAGCAAAGCAGCACUUACCUUUGAAAAAUGCAGGGAAUAUUGAUGUUUACUUAGAUAUCAAGAUCCCAGACCAAGGAAGUCACUUUUCAGUGGAUCCAGAGAAUCUAUUCCUUAAACCUGGAGAAGAACAUGAAGUUAUAGUUACAUUUACUCCAAAGGAUCCCAAAGCCUGUGAGGAAAGGAUCUUGAAAAUAUUCGUGCAGCCAUUUGGACCACAGUAUGAGGUGAUGUUAAAAGGUGAAGUAGUUUCUUCAGGAAAUAAACCUCUAAUACCUGGAUCUUGCUGCUCAGAUGCUCCAUCAAUUUUGUCCAACAAGCAGUUUCUGGCCUGGGGGGGUGUCCCUCUUGGUAGAAUACAGCUUCAGAAGCUAGCUUUAAGAAAUAAUUGUACAUCUACAACCCAGCAUCUGCGACUGCUCAUUAGAGGACAAGACCAGGACUGCUUUCAGCUUCAGCACACUUUUGGUUCAGAAGAGCGACUGACCAGUAACUGUGAGAUUAGAAUGCGUCCAAAGGAAGACAUUUACAUCUCUGUGUUAUUUGCUCCUACUCGAUUAUCUUGUAUGUUGGCUAAACUAGAAAUUAAACAACUGGGAAUUCGAUCACAACCAGGCAUUAAGUUCACGAUACCUUUGUCUGGAUAUGGAGGAACAAGUAAUCUUAUUUUGGAAGAUGUUAAAAAGUUAUCUGACAGUUACAUGGUAACAGUGAAUGACUUAAUACCUGGAAAAGAAAGUAGAAUUGUUUUUUCUGUUCAUAACACUGGCUGUCGGGCAGCUUUUGUUAAAGCAGUAGGUUUUAAGGAUUCUCAGAAAAAAAUUUUGCUGGAUCCUAAAGUACUAAGGAUUUUUCCAGAUAAAUUUGUGCUCAAGGAAAAAACACAAGAAGAUGUUACUAUAAUAUAUAAUCCUUCAGACAGAGAGAACAGUUCUACAACUAUAACAGAACUGUCAACUGUAUACUUCUUUGGUGGCGAUGAAAUCUCAAGGCAGCAGUAUCGAAGAGCCCUAUUGCACAAACCAGGGAUUAUAGAACAAAUACUUCCAGAACAUAGUGUGCUGCAGAACAUUGAUUUUGCUGAAACAUUUCAGGAUGAGUUACAAGUAACUGAAGUGUAUGAUCUUCCCCAACGGCCUAAUGAUAUUCAGCUCUUUUAUGGAAACAUGCGUAAAAUUAUACUUUCAGUAAUUGGAGAAUUCAGAGACUCCGUGUCUAGCAGUGAAUUCCUUCAGCCUUCUUCCAAAGCUAGCGUAGAAUCUAAAAGUGAAUCUGACAGUUCUGGGAAACAUGGUGGCAAUGUUUCUUUGGAUGUUUUGCCAGUUAAAGGUCCUCAAGGUUCUCCACUUCUUUCAGAAGCUGUUCGCCCACCUCAAGAUAAAUCAUUCUCGAAGGAAAUGUGGGCUGUCCAGCCUGAACACUUGAUUUUGAUAGCUCCUUCUCCUUGUGACCUGGCAAAAACUGCAUGUUUCCAGAUUUUAAAUAAUUCCAUUAGGUUACUGAAAUUUGAGUUGUACUGGCCAGCACAUUGCCUUACAGUAACACCACAACAUGGAUUUAUCCCACCAGAGAGUAAGCUACAAAUUCUUGUGAGUCCUAAUUCCUCCUUAUCCACAAAACAGUCAAUGUUCCCGUGGAGUGGUUUGAUUUAUAUACACUGUGACAAUGGACAGAAGAAAAUUGUGAAAGUUCAAAUUCAAGAAGACUUGACCCAAAAAGAACUCCUCACUCGUUUGGCUUCUAGCCCAUUUGGAAUCCUUUCCCCAGGAACUGAGCCUUCAGUUUGUCAUCUGGUAAAACCAAUGACAAAACCACCUUCCACAAAAGUUGAGAUAAGAAACAAGACUGUUACUUUUCCUGCAACAGAACCUGGUGAAACUUCAGAAAAUUUUCUGGAACUUGAGAAUCAUGGUAACACAGAAGUGAAGUGGCAUCUGUCAUCUUUAGCUCCACCUUAUGUCAAGGGAGUCAAUGACAGUGGAGAUGUCUUUAGAGCUACCUAUGCAGCAUUCAGAUGUUCUCCUAUUUCUGGUAUACUGGAAAGCCAUGGAAUUCAAAAGGUCUCCAUCAUGUUUUUGCCCAGAGAUAGAGGAGAUUAUGCUCAGUUUUGGGAUGUUGAGUGUCACCCCCUUAAAGAGCCUCACAUGAAACAUACCUUGAGAUUUCAACUCUCUGGACAAAGUGUCAAAAUAGAAAAUGAGCCUGAAAAUUCAGAAAUUUCCACAAACUCUCUCAUUAAACUAGAUAAUUUAGUUAAACCCCGGAGACCAGCUGUAUCAGAGGCUUCUGCUCUCGUACCUGGCAGGCAGCUUGACUUGACUCACCGUGGGGUUUAUGCCCCAGAAGAUGUAUAUCAGUUUCUGCCGACUAGGGUCGGGGAAUCAAGGACGCUGAAAGUCAACUUGCGAAAUAAUUCUUUCAUUACGCACUCUCUGAAGUUUUUAAGUCCCAGAGAGCCUUUCUACGUCAAACAUUCAAAAUAUUCUUUGAGGUGACUACAAUGACAUAGUGAUGGAAUCAUGUAUAUUAAUAUUUUAAAAAAAGGAGACUAAAGAUGAGCUCCUGCUGGCCUGGAAGAAGCAAACAGCUGUGGUAUGACCUGCCCAAGAAGCUGAGAGAGGCCUCCAAGAGGUGACAGUGACUAGAAGUCGACAGCCAGCGGCAAACUGAAUGCUACCAAAGGAAUGAGCUUAGAAGGGGCACUCCAAGCUCCAGAUGAGAGCACAGGGCAACCGACACAUUGAUUUUAGCCUCAUGAGAUCCUGAGCAGAGAAUCCAGCCAUGCCGCGCCGGACUUCCAAACUACAGAACUGUGAGCUAGUCAGUGGGUGUUGUGUUAAACCUCUUAAGUUUGUGAGGAUUUGUUAUGCAGCCACAGAAAACUAGUACAGGGGCCUACAAAUACAAAUGUGUAUUAGUUCAUACUUUUUUAAAAUGAAAGAAUAAAUAAAAAGCUAAUAAAAAUCAUUAUAUUAGUGUGAGGGAGGAAACACAGGGUGAAAGUUACCCUAACUUGAAUGUACUUUGCUUUGUAGAUUUGACUUUAAAACCAUGUAAACACGUUACAUAAUUAUAAAUCAAUAUUAAAUUAAAGUUAAAAAAUCAAUCUGUAAAAAUAAAAAAUUAAAAUAAAACAAGUGAAACUAAUUCACACCACACAAAGAGAAUUACUUCAAAUGACUUUAGAUUUCAAUAAUUUAAUUGUGCAUCCCUAGUGGAAUGUAUCCUAAGGCCAAAAAGUAUUACAAAUGCAUCUUCAACUCUAUUGUGAAGAAUUAUAUAUGAGCAAUUAAUCAUAUGAUUACUACUAAUAAUAUUAUGGGUAUUGUUACUCAAAAGCUAUGAAGUUUGGUAGGCUGAAGCAAAUAUUUAAUUGUAUUAUGUCAUUAGAAGCCAAAAUUUUCAAUAGAAGAGAAGAGAAAGAAGUAUGAAAUUAAACAAAUUAAGUAAAAACUCUUUAAUACUAAGUUUGAAUUGUGAAUAGUAGAAUAACCUCAUGGUAUGUUUCUUUUGAAAAAAUUUAUUUCCUGGCUCGGUCUGUUGAAAAAUUCUACAAUCAAUGUUAACUGAGGAGCAAAGGGCACCCCUGCCUUCCAGGAAAAAGAACCAGACAUCCCUGGAGAAACACUGCUUCCAGGCCUGAGGAAUAAUAUGUCCAGAAUCCGGAACACCCUGUCUCACCAGAAAGCAAGGAAUCCAUCACAGACAGCCAGGGUCACAUCAAAAAGACUCAGAUGCCAACUUGUAGGGGUUUUCUUAGGCCACAAAUGUGACCAUUUCAACAUUAAAAAGGAUAGUAACUACAAAGGGUUGAAACACAUUUAAUACGUCUAAAUCCAGGACUUCAUACUGAGACAAGUAAAAAUCACAACUCAUCACUUACCUUUGGAGGAUGCUAAGAAACCAAUACUUUGUUUCUGAAAACUUGCAAAUAAAAGAAAACAAUCAUGUACUUAUCCUGCAGUUGUGUUAAAACUAUAACUCACAGUAAUCAAAUAGUUGAUGAGGGGAAAUCCUUUUUCUUAUAGACAAAUUCCAGCUUAUUGUCCAGAAUAAAGAAGGAAAAAUAGAACAUUACCAUUAUGCCACCUUUAAUGAAAGAAUAGACCAAGGCCUAUUCCUGCCAUCCAGGGUUGCUCAGACAAUCUGGGCACUGCUGAUGUGGAAUGGGUACAUCAGGCUGAUGACAGCCACACCCACUGUUUAAUCUCAGCCUCACAAAAUGAGAGACAUUGUACUUCCUCCUUUGGUGCAUUGUGAAGUCCACACUAUAACAUAGUCUUGCCAAAGAAAUCAAGCCUGAGUAUGUUCAUAUCUCUAGAUUUAACUACAGUUUACAGCAAAUACAGGUGUACAAAGAAAUUUCAGUGACAAUGUGGUAGGCAGAAUAAUGCCCCCCCUCCCAAAGAAGUGCACUCCCUUGUGAUGUCCCCUGACCCUUACUUGCCAAAAAAGGGAUUUGCAGAUGUGAUUAACAUUGUGGACUUUGAGUCCUUAGAGCAGAGAACCCUUCCCAGUGUGACCAGAGAGAGAUGGCACCAUAGGACAUGGUCAAAGGCAAGCAACAAAAGGACCUGCUCUGCAGUACAGGCUUUGAGGAUGGAGCCACGGACUGUGGGUGGCCUCUAAAAGUGGGGAAUGGCCUUCAGCUGACAGCCAGCAGAGAAACAGGGACCUCUGGCAACAACCACAAGGCACUGAAUUCUGCCAACCACCAAAUCAACAGGGGAAUAAGCUUUGAGGAAGACAGGCAGCAAACCAACACCAACUUUAGCUUGGUGAAACCAAAGGGGACUUCUGACUUUCAGAACUACAGAAGAAGACAUUUGUUUUGAUUAAGGUGCUAAGACUGUGGUGAUGUGUUUUCCAGGCAAAUAAUUUUGUUUAGUGUAAGUAAGUACUUAAAACAUUUCUAUACAAUAAUUUCUACAGAAAUCCUCCUCUAAAGUUGUUUUGUGACCAUGAAAAAAUUACAGAACUGCUUUGAAUUACAGUUUCUUUUUCCACUAAAUGAACAGACUAGACAAGAUAAUUCAAAAUCUUCAAAAUAAGAUGGCCAUUACCACUUUAGAAAGAGAACAUCAGAAUAAUUAAAAGCAUUGGAUUUAAAUUCAUGAAUUCAUUAAUUUAUUCAGCAAAUAUUUAUUGAACAGCUACUAUGUGCCAGCACUGUGUUAGACCUGGAGACAAGGUCUUUAUCAUCAUAGAAUUUAUCUUCCAUUUCUUUUUAAUGUGAUAAAAAACACAAAACAUAAAAGUUACCAUCUUAACCAUUUUGAAGUGUUGUACAGUAUUGUAUUAACUAUCAACACUUUGUGGUACAAUAGAUGUUUAGAACUUUUUCAUCUUGCAAAACUGCACUGUGGUUUUGUACUAUGUUUUGAAUUCAGGAAAUGUGAGGCCUCCAGCUUUGUUUUUCUUUCUCAGGAUUAUUUUGCUUAUUCAUCAUUCUCUUAAAUUCCAUAUGAAUUUUAGGAUGUUUUUCUCUAUUUCUAAAAAAAUGCCACUGAGAUUUUGGUAGGUAUUGUGUUGAAUCUCUAGGACACUUUGGGUAGUAUGG
Prionailurus viverrinus (fishing cat) is the source of this 11119-nucleotide messenger RNA. It is a transcript of the gene CEP192, whose product is annotated as centrosomal protein 192. The transcript is spliced from 47 exons. Gene Ontology annotation, molecular function: protein kinase binding. Gene Ontology annotation, biological process: protein localization to centrosome; mitotic spindle assembly; centrosome-templated microtubule nucleation. Lineage: Eukaryota; Metazoa; Chordata; Mammalia; Carnivora; Felidae. The record is from RefSeq and is a predicted model, not a curated record. Gene Ontology annotation, cellular component: pericentriolar material; cytoplasm; centriole. The coding region runs from base 543 to 8054 and encodes 2503 amino acids.